Folsomia candida is the source of this 1221-nucleotide messenger RNA. RefSeq lists its product as uncharacterized. NCBI's taxonomy places the organism in Eukaryota, Metazoa, Arthropoda, Collembola, Entomobryomorpha, Isotomidae. Bases 78 to 1136 code for a protein of 352 amino acids. The record is from RefSeq and is a predicted model, not a curated record. The transcript is spliced from 3 exons.
UGCCCUCUACCAGUUCCAGGUCCAGUAUGCAUUCUGACCUUUAAACUAAAUUUUAAUCAACAAAAAUUUAAAAAAUCAUGGCGAACUUUGCGCAAAUAUUUCUCAUCGUUUUGGCAACUGGUGUAUCUCUCACAGUUUCCUCCAAAUGUCCCGAAAAUGGAAAUUGGACACUUCUCACGGCGUCAAAGUGUAUUCGCCUACUUCCUUUAGCUUUGCCAGGUGGGCCGGCGGGCAACUUGAAACCGACCGCAUUGCCGGGUGGACCGGGGACUAAACAGAACCCUUUACCAGGUGGACCAGGGGCCAAACUGAACGCUUUGCCAGGAGGGCCGGCAGCUAGUUUGAAACAGACCGCAGAUAUGGCAGUAUCUGCCUGCUCAAACUCUGGGAUGGGACCAAUACUGAAAAAACUCGCUGGUCGCAGGUUAAAUUUAACCGAUUCUUCUACUAAUUCGACCCUUUUGUCGAUCCAAUCUGCCCAAGAGGGCCAAGCUCUGGUUGAUUACUUCAAAGAAUUCAGUAAGAACAGUUCCAAUCAAGCCUUCUUCGGUGGGGCGUGGAUUGACGUGAAAAUGGCUGUUACGUCGGAAUUUAUCAAUUGGGAAAAGGGCUAUCCAACGAGUAACGUUUCCAACAACUGCAUCGUCAUGAACAUUAAUGGGAGCGCGGUUGGGCAGUUGAGAGAUGUUCCGUGCCAGGAGAGAAAUCUCGUCUGGUGUGAGACACCCGCUAAUCAAACACUGGACGAUGUCGUGGCGAAUUUGAAACAAGAAAUUGCAGAGUUGAAGGAAAAGCCAUUCCCGACAGGAUACGUAUACAUGCAACACGCUAAUCAACCCCCACCCUCAAGUCUCUGGCCAAAAAUGAAGUGGGUAGAAGUAACUGACACAAAUUCAACGUCACUUAAUGCCACCUCUACAGAGAAUUCGAAUGGUAAUAUGGUCACCACAACCACAACCACGCCCACAACUUCGGGAUAUCCAGGGACCAAUGUGAACGGGGUACCCACAGCCACAACAGCCACACCCACAACUUCAGGAUCUCGAGGAAUGAAGGUUCGUAAAACGCGCGAUGCUGAGGAUGAAGAUCUUACUCCGGCAUUUGCCAAGGGAAGGAUAUGGAAGGCUACGAGGUAAAUGUAUGGAAAAUCAAGGUUUGGAAAUUUUAUGUAGCAUAAUUUAAGAAGUUUCUGCAAUAAACGGACUUAGCAAUUUUACACGA